Molecule: messenger RNA, 1239 nt
Organism: Zea mays
Lineage: Eukaryota; Viridiplantae; Streptophyta; Magnoliopsida; Poales; Poaceae
Product: Putative metacaspase family protein
Exons: 4
Coding region: 138-1211 (357 amino acids)
Biological process (GO): proteolysis
Cellular component (GO): cytoplasm
Molecular function (GO): cysteine-type endopeptidase activity
Source: RefSeq, marked validated
GCAUCUGGUAACAGUAGUUUCGGUUUCUAUAUAAAGCAGAGGAAGGUAGGAGCACGAGGACAAGCUAACCAAGGAGCUACCUAGCAACGCGCAGUAAGCAGCGUGGGCAAAGCUACGAGCGCCCGGCUAGCUUCGCCAUGAACAUGGGUGGGGUGUCCCCGUCGACAGUCCGGUGCAAGCACUGCAGCACGCAGCUCACCGUGUGCCCCGGCGAGCGCGCCAUCCAGUGCACGCAAUGCUGCGGCGUGACGCGUAUCCGGCGGCGGCGGGUCCAGCGGCCGGCGGCGGCGCCGCCCACCACGGGCUUCCCGCGCGCCCGCGGCAAGAAGCGGGCCCUCCUGAUCGGCAUCACGUACGCGGCGGGGCUGCGGCCAGCUGAGGGGGGCCCUCAACGACGUCAAGUGCAUGAGGCAACUCCUCUGCCAGCGCUUCGCCUUCCCCAGCGACUGCAUCAUCAUGCUCACUGCUGGACGAGCUCUCGCGGUGCAGAUGACCAGAAGGACCCGUUCAGGCUGCCCACCAAGGACAACAUCCGGUUGGGGAUGCAGUGGCUGGUGGAGGGGAGCAGCGAGGGCGACUCCCUCGUGUUCCACUUCUCCGGCCUGGGCGCGCAGGUCGCCGACGACGACGGCGACGAGCUGGACGGGUACGACGAGGCCAUCUGCCCGAUGGACUCGUUCCAGAAGGGACCCAUCCUGGACGACGAGAUCAACGAGACUAUGGUCCGCCCGCUGGUCCACGGCGUCAAGCUGCACGCCGUCGUCGACGCCUGCCACAGCGCCACCGUCCUCGACCUCCCGUUCUGCUGCAACAUGUCCAGAAGCGGGAGCUGGCAGUGGAAGGACGAGAGCCCCCCGUCCGGCGCCUACAGGGGCACGAGCGGCGGCAAGGCGAUGCUCAUCAGCGGCUACAGUGACGGCAAAGCCAAGUCCAGCGUGGCCAGUGCGCAGAAACCGGAGGCCUGCGCGACCAUGGGGGCCAUGACGCACAGCUUCAUCACGGCGGUGGAACGCGAGCCGCAGGGUGUCACCUACGGCCGCCUGCUCACCUCCAUGAAGGCCAUCAUGACCAACUCCGGCGGCUGCGCCGUGCAGGGUCCUAUUGGCGCCGGCGCGGCCGCCCGCAAGGUCGCCAACUUCAGCGGCGUGGAGGAACCCAACCUGUCCUCCUCGGAGAAGUUCGACAUCUACCGCAAGGCCUUUGUGCUGUAAACCUCCUCUGCAUCGGCCAUUGCAAACU